ACACCUUUCCUUAACAAUGGCGUCAAGGUUGUUAUCUCGGGCCCUGCGUUCUCUUGCCUCCAAAAACCAAGCUACUUCUCAUAUACCCAUCUCUGCUUCUUCUGCUUCCUCUCUGAUUCAACCAAAGCUUCACAAAAGGAACCUUCUUUUUCCCUCCUCACCUUGUCCCACCUCUCUGAGUCACCCCAGUUUCACUAGCAUUAGGCUCUUCAGCUCCCAACCCAGCCACAAGCUGAAAAACAACGUUUCAGACCAACCCAACCCCAAAGCUGUCACCCUCACCAGCAUCAUCCACGAGCACGCCGAGGCCGGCCGGACCAAGGACGCUCUCGAUGUCUAUAAGAAAUUCAUCGCCGCCGGAAUAUUCCCAGAAUAUGACACUUACAAUGCCCUGAUCACGGCACUCGCCGCAGACCCAAAAUUUGUUGGGGAUGCCAGGGAGUGUGUGCUGCACAUGAUGACCAACGGUAUCCGCAACCACCCAGAUGUCGGUGCUUACUUGGCCGUGUACGACGGGUUUGUGAAGCAGGGCAACGCCGACGAGGGGAAGCGGUUUCUGAAAGAGAUUAAAGCUAAGCGCUUGCGUGGAGUUGAUGUGGAGUCUGUGAGGGAGGCUCUCAAGGACAAAGCAGAUGAUGAGGUUCAAGGGGUCAUUGACAUUCUGAUGGAUGACAAGAUUGGCAAGAGCACCAGACCCCUAGAGUCUUUGUAUGAGACUUACAAAACGGUGGACGCCCAUUUGAAGAACAACACACAUGAAGAUUUGCAGAGCGACGAAGACUUCUUAGAGAAUGCAAAGAUAGCGUUCACGUUUAUUAUGGGACGUGAGUGCUAUAUGAUGUUUGAUGCUUUGAUACAAGACGGCCUCACCGAAGAGGCUAUGGAGAUCAGGGCCUCCAUCCUAGACACGGGUAAAGUACCUGGUGUGGUCUUCUUCUCCGGCUGGAUUAACUCCAUCGACCUUGUUCCAGGGAGAACAGAGGAGGCUAUUGAGGUGUUCCAGCGGAUGUUAUCCGUCGGAACCGCGCCCAGUGCAUAUACUUAUACUGUUCUAAUCAAGGUACUCACCAAAGACCCCAAAUUCAUUGGUGAUGCCAAGAAGUACUUGCUGGAAAUGGUGAACAAUGGAAUGCGGCCCAAUGCCAAGACUUACAAAUCUGUGGUUGAGGCGUUUGCUGGGGCGGACAGGAUAGAGGAAUGCUGGGAAUUAAUGAAGCAGAUGAAGGCCAAGGGCAUUGAGCUAGAUUAAUGCUCCUUUCAUAAUAGUUUAUGUCAUCACAAUAGUUUUAUGUUACAAACUACGUAUUAGGCAACACAAAAGACAAGCUAUUAGAGGCAUUUCCUUUAAAUUUCAAGUUUCUAAACUCUGUUCUAAUUGUGAUGAACUCCUGUAGCUUUAGUGUUGUGGUGAAAUGUCUCUGAUGUCUAGCUACUGUGUGUUGCGUACCAUAAAUAUGAUUUUCAGGUGGAGUUGUUCCAUGGGUUUUCUGCCCUG
Molecule: messenger RNA, 1495 nt
Organism: Rosa rugosa (rugosa rose)
Lineage: Eukaryota; Viridiplantae; Streptophyta; Magnoliopsida; Rosales; Rosaceae
Product: pentatricopeptide repeat-containing protein At5g65560-like
Exons: 2
Coding region: 17-1249 (410 amino acids)
Molecular function (GO): protein binding
Source: RefSeq, a predicted model, not a curated record